UUGUAGCUUUCGGAAUGGUAAAAGUAAGAAGCAAGUAUCCUAACAAUGCGAUCAACUUGUCCUCCGAGGAAAACGAUUUGAACUUUAACAGUGACACAGAAAAAUGUUUAAACACCUCCACUCCAUCCGGAAAAUUACGAUUUAUCAUCCUUUGCGCAUGUCUGACUAUCCUAGCCUUUGCGGUUGGUUUAGUUAUCGGUUUUUUUGCAAAGAAUGAAACCUGUGCGAAUAAUGAACCAGUCGUCAAUCAUCGCAGAGAUCACACUACAAACCGUCAAACGUUUCUUAAUGUCCUUGAUAAGGAGGAAAUCAGGAGAAAUAUUAGGUAUGAUCUGAAUGUUAUUGAAGAUUCCGCAUGCUCGCUAUAUAUAACUAUAUAGUUUUAAUUAGCAUUUCUUGUACUUUCAGCUGGUCUGUAUCUUUGCAUUAUCUUUGUAUUAUCUUUGCUUUAUCUUGUAUAAGUUUUAAUUAUAAAGGUUUAAUUAGUAGAUAAAGCCUGGUUUCCAUGUGGUCUACAAUUACGAGCCGCAAAUUUCCAUAUGAUAUGAUCAAAUGUGCUUUACAUCAAGUAUUACGCUUACCUAAUUAUCAGUAUUUAGCCUAGACUAUUUUAUCUUUUAAUUUACAACAAUUGUGAAUUUCUCCUAACCCACCCUGUCAACUUACCCUGUGGGAGGAAACAGCAACACCUGGAGAAAACCUAUGACUUUCGACAGAGCGUAGACUUUUCACAUCAGUCUGUAGCGACGAUCGAACCUAAAGGUGAAAGGCACUUGCCGCUUGACUACUGUUGUGAACGUAUGAAAGUAAACGAUGCAAUAUCUAGAAUGUCCAUUUAUCUCCACAAUUGGUAAAGACCGAUUUACAUACAGCACCCGUAUACCGCAAGUAUUUGAUGGCGUGUGUUCAGUGUUCUGAUGGCGAGUUUCCCCGUUCUUUUAUCGCGGGUUUUGAUGGCGUAUAGUGAUUUACUCCGGUACGGUAAAGUGUAAAAUUUCCGGGUAAGACUGCAAUUGCAAACAUUAUACGAUGCUGGGUAACACAAUUUACAGUGCAGUUGAAGCCAUCAGCACAGAAUAAAGAUCAGUAACAGAAGGGCCACUCAGCGGUGCAACGUGUCCUCGGAUUUUUAUGCAAAAAUAUGCAGUUUACUGGCCAGAAGGCCGAGCAGCCAGCCAGUAAAGCGUGUUUAUUGGCCAGAAAGUGUCAUUGACUGGCUAGGAAACCGGCGUAAUGCGACAUGCGCGAGGACAGAAACUUCAAAGCUUCCGAUGUAAGUGGCCCUUCUGUAUGGAUCUUUAUUCUGUGCCAUCAGUUCGCCGACGUGAUAUAUGUAAAUUAGUAAGGGAGUAUAUGUCUGCCCAUAUAAUCCCAGAAUCAUUUAAACAUAGUAAUGACGGCAACAAAUAAAUUUAGUUCAUUAAUUAAACACUGCCUUAUUAAUUUAGUUCUUGUUAAUACACUCAGCACGCUUAGAGGUUAAAUGGUUGAAAUGAAUUUAACAUAUUUUGCCAAGAAUACGUAAAAUAUUACGAAAUAAUUAUUUCCAUACGAUGAGCAGUUUGAACUGAUAACUACAGCGCAAUUUACAGCUAAACUGCCGAACUAAAAAAGUGCAAAUAUUGUGCUAAAUAAAACAGCAGGGUGUCAAUAUAAAAUACAAAACAGCAGACAUUUUAAUACUCUCUACUUUCGACUAUGUACUAGUAUUACUGAUCAGGAAUAUUGCUGAAACAGUCGUAUUAAGCGAGAGAAUGUCACAGUGGUUCCCGUGUUUUUGGUGUCAACAUAAACUAUUAAAUCAUUUUCUUUACUACAUGAGGGGGCUGCUAUAACUAUGAACCAAGAUCAUAACAGAUUAUACUGGAAAAUAUCUGAAGCUUCAGCAUAUCUAACACAUCUCCGUAUUGAACUAAUAUGAAGAUGUCGUCUUGUAUACAUUGAGUGAAGAUUGUUCUUAAGGUUUAUUACUCAGAGAAUAUUUCAUCAUUAGACCACAUACGUGCAUGUCCAACCAUAUGCUGUACUCUAAUUAACACGCUGAUUGGCUGAUUGUUUAAUUAAGAACUAAUUAUUCUUUUAUUAAGAACUAAUUAUUGUUUAAUUAAUAACUAUUUAUUGUUUCAUUAAGAACGAACGAAACUAACGUUUUCAGAAAAAAAGGUCAACAACUAACGCCUGGGAAUUUGGCACCAUCUUAACAGUGAAUUAAUGAAAAUAGACGGCCGCGGUAUUUUUUCUGUUAAUUGUGCUUGCCAUGUAGUUUUUUUUCAUUUAAAAUGUCCGCCGAGUACACCGUGACCAUGUUCUCAGGAAUUUUACACAGGUAAAUUCUAAGUUUUGAAGGAUUUGUAAGAAAUGUUUAGUGAAGAAACUGAUUCAGAGUUUAAUACUGACUUCCCUCAAAGAUUUAUUGCAAAUUCUUCAUAAUUUACAAUUUACCUAUGCAAAAUUCCUACUGUGAUCACAGAAACUUUGAUAGUGUAAACCAGUGGCGUAACGUUAUAUCAGGGUGCCCCCGGUUCAAACUUUUCGAAGGCCCCCCCCCCCCUAGUAGAAGUGCCAAAGGCACAAGUCGAGCGCCGUAUAUGCACGAGUUUUCUAGGGGUCCAGGGCAUGCUCACCCGGAAGAUGUUUGAAUCUAGAGUCUCUGAAAUGCCAUUUCCUGGACUUUGGGGAGAGAUUUUACAGAAUUCUGAUGGUCAGAAAACGGCAUUGUCGCUCUAUAGGCUAUAGCCUGAGCGCCCCGAUUUGGCCCAUUGGGGUUGGGGGCCCCCGGGUUCUCCCGGUCCAAGCCCAUGAGUUAGGCCGCUGGUGUAAACCAGACUAUGAAUAACAUGGUUGGCUUUAUUUAGAAAAUGUAUUAUUUAGUCUCCUUGUUAUGGCUUCGUGACGACCAAUAUUUUUUUCUAGAUAUUUUUCCCUCGAGCCUCAUCUCGCUGGAUCUUCACGUUCAAAGGAACUUGCGGAUGAAAUAAGGACACGAUGGGAUAAUUAUGGUUUUCGUGUGGACACACUGGAGUAUGAUGUUUUAUUACCCCGAGCUAAAGAUGACAGUCCAGAUUAUAUGGAGAUCAAAGAUCAGAAUGGGAAAGUGACAAUGAAACAUAUAUUCGCUGCAGUGGUAGGUUCAUUAUAAUGAUGACGUCACUAGUUACUUUUUGUAUAUACUAUUUUUAAAUCAUCUCAUUAUCACAUUAAACGGUAGUAUCUGGAGUAAUACCAAUAUUUAACAAUUAUUCGCCGAAGGCGAGGUGAUUAUCGGGGAAUAUUCCCCGAUAAUCACCGAGCCUGAGGCGAAUAAUUGUUUUAGUAUUUUUACACAAGUUUUUUGUGUUUUUUUUUUUGGGACUGAAUUUAUUUUAAUUUAGCUUAUUUCUUGAUCAGUAGCGGCUAGCCGCCAUUUUGUAAAUUUUGCUAUAUUCACCUGUAGGUGAUAACAGGUUAAUACGUCAAACUUGACCAAUCAACUUGUAGGAUUUGUUAAGUUCACUUGUGCAAAAAUGCUAAGAUCUUAUUUCAAUAAUAUUUCAAUAUUUCUUAGGCAAGCGCUGUUAUAAACCUAUUCUAAUUGUUCAAUGAUAAUAUAAACUUUAUUCUAACUAUUAAAAAGUCCCGAUUUACACUUUCUGGAGAAGCGAGCGCAGUUAUAAACCUAUUCUAAUUUUUCAAUGAUUAAUCUAAAUUAUUCACUGUUUAAAUACUGUUUCCCAACGACUUAUACUCUCUGGGGCCGGCAAUCGCACGUUUUACUUCGAGCAAGCGCAGCAUAUUUUAGAAACUGUACAGUAAUUAUACGACAAAUACGGGAAUAGGAAAGUUAUUGGAACGACGUUUCGCCAAUUAGAAAUUAACAUUAAUUUCUAAUUAGAAUGGCUCAUUAGAAUGUAGGGCAUAUAUAUGGUAGGACGGUUAUAAUACUUAUAAAAAAACGGUAAAUUUCUUGAAAAUUUCGCAGGGCUAUAUUUUUGGCAUUUUACAACAUUUCGCGACCAAACUUUGCAAUUUUACUAAUUUUAACAUGCUCUUUCUAGCUGUGGUGAUGGAUUUUGUUCUUCUUGCCUAGAUCAAAAUUUAGUCUGUAGCUCGAAUCAGCUAUUCCGCUACUUUUUCUCUCUAGGGCAAGUCAGACCCAGACAGUAAUAAAACAUGGAGCAUACCUCGAUUUUUCUUCUAUUCUCCAUCUGGCAGUGUCCAUGGUGGUUUACUGUAUGUUCAUCAAGGAAGUAAACAAGAUUUUCAAUAUCUAAACAAAAUAAAUAUCACUUCAUGUAAUGGUUCUGCUGUUAUGAUGGAAUUUUCCUAUUUUACAAUGCUAGAACAGGUGAGAUAAUGAAAUAUAUUUUUUAUUACUAGUUGACUGAUUAACUGACUAAUUGAUCCAAUUACAGAAUGAGAAUUAAAUUAACUUUAUUUAUAUACUCUAUCAGUUCUAAAUUGUUCUUCCUAGAGGUUUCAGUAAGAAUCAUCUCUCAUUGAUCCAUUAUUACUACAAGAGAAAAAUUAAACUAAACCAACUUUAUUUAUACUGGACAGCUCUAUCAGUUCUCUGUUCUCCCUAGAGGUCCAGUAAGGAUCAUCUCUUAUUGAUCCAGUGUUAAAAACUAAACUUUAUACUGUAUAAUUGUUUAUUUCAGGUGAAAAACGCUCACGAUUGUAAUGCAUCGGCAGUUCUAUUCAUAUUUGACGGGCAGUCUCAAACCUCGGGAAAUGGUUCGGUGUACCCGAACGGAACAAGAUUACCGGAGGAACAACCUCUGGUUCUUGGUUUGCGAAACGGAUGGGAAAUAGGAGAUCCAUUGACACCUAACCUCCCUGCGAGUGACGCGAUGCAUAGAUUAGAGAAUAUAGACUGGCCUGCUAAACUACCAGUACAAAUUGUUGAGUCUGAUGUCGCAAUGAAAUUAUUGCAACAGUUAGAUGGUAUGUGCACAGAAUAGAGACAAACAAAAGCCCGACUUCUUGGUUUUUCCCAUGAUUUUCGCGUAACUGUAAUUCAUCAUCAAAAUGCUGACGCCAUGGUCUUAGCCAGUGCGCUUACGAGAGGCAUCCCCCCCCCCCCUUGAUAAUAUUCAAAAUGGCGAACGUCCCGGAGGGUGAAUGCCUCUCAUAAGCGUACUGGCCAUGGCGUCAGCAUUUUGGUGACGAAUCAUGGCGUGCCAGCGGUUACGCUUAUUUGGCUGAGAAAGUUGAAGAAAAACAGUUGAAGAAAGUUAGUUACCACCAAUCUCUAUAAUCAUGGCUACUCUACGCAAAUAUACGUAGAGAUGUCUGAUGCAACCACAAGGCUUCUGGCAGGAAUAGAUCAACAUAAGUAAAUUUCAAUUUAUAUAGGAAGCCAACUUCCAGCAGAUUGGACGACAGACAACACAACAGAUUAUCGAGUCGGACCAACCCUAAAGAACAAUUUGACAUUUCAUCUCACUGUCAACUCCAAGGCCGAGAUGACGAAGAUCUAUGAUGUCAUUGGUACAGUCUAUGGCCGCGAGGAACCAGAUUCCUGGGUUCUAAUUGGUAACCAUAGAGACGCCAUAACAUUCGGUGCAGUCGAUGCUGGGAGCGGUACCUCUGGUAUGAUGGAGUUGUCACGUGGUAUUGGAGAACUUUUGAAAAAAGGUGAGAGACGAGUGAAUAAGGAAAUCGUAUGAAUGUCAGUGCCGAAGGUUGCGGUUUGUCACAUGCAUGUAGCUACACCAUUCGUUGGGAAAAUUACUUAGAUAAAAUUUGUAGAAUGAACAGACUUAAAACAGAGAAGAAUGAGAAGACUUAAAACAUUCGUUCAGACACUCUUCAGCCCAGAUAUGGAACAGUUUACCAUUUGCCAAGUAUUUUAAAACAUUUGUUUUAAUCUUCUUAAAUACUUAAUAAUUAAGAAAGAUAGGUUUUUUAGAUGGAAUAUUCGAAAACCCAUCCACCAUCUAUCUAUCUCAGACGAUUCUACCUCAACGUAAAGGAACUCUAAAGACAGGUUUACACUAUCAAUGUUUCGGAGAUCACAGUAGGAAUUUUGCAUGGGUAAAGUUUUGAAGGUGAAGUAGGAAUUUUGCAUGGGUAAAGUUUAUUCUAAAAGCUCACUCACACACAAUGAGUGGAGGUUCAAUCUGAGCUUCUCUUGAGUGUCAGUUCUGUUUUUGAAUAGCUGGAGGGUGAGUAGUCACAUAGUAAGGUAUGACACUAACCUUCCAGCUAUUCAAAAACAGCACUGACACUCGAGAGAAGCUCAGAUUGAACCUCCACUCAUUGAGUGUGAGUGAGCUUUUAUGUUAAAUGCUGAACGAGGAACGAGAAACGAGAUUGGCCGCUAACAACCUCCUGUCGAUCUCUAGGUUGGAAACCAAGACGUACAAUAAAGUUCUGUAGUUGGGCGGCGGAAGAGAUGGGAAUGAUAGGCGCGACAGAAUACGUUCAAGAUAACAAGAAACUUCUUCAAGAAAGAGCCGUCGCUUACAUCAACAUGGAUGUGUUAGUUCAUGGUAACGAAAGUCUGAAAGUGUGCGGCAAUCCGAUGAUGGUAGACUUGGUGUAUGAACAAUCCAAGAUGGUGUCUGAUCCACAUGGGCCUCAAGAGAGUAUCUAUUCAGUGUGGAAGAAAGGUAGACCUGAUCCAGCUGCGACAGAUAGGCCUCAGUUUUAUACAUCGGCCUUCGGCUCGGAUUACAUCCCUUUCUAUGAAAUGGCAGGUAAGAUUAUUUGUGCUGAUGAGUACUCUGGGCGUCACCACACUGGACAAUAGAUAGCUUAAGAUGUACGACGUCGACGCCAGCUAGGACGUCAGGGCUAAGCAGAGGACUGGGACUAGGACGUCGUCCUAAAUAAGUAGAUAGCUCAAUUAUCUACGACGUCUAAUAUUUAGGGCGGCAAGCAGAAGUAAAUUGGUAAUAGUUUUUGAAGUGUGCAUGUGUCUCUCUCAAUUUACUCGUCGUCCACCAAACGUCGACAACCUCGCAACAAGAGUUUUACCGUCGUAAAUACAAUAACAAACGGUAAUGAUUCACACGGCUCUUUUAAAUUCAUUUUCAAAAGGAUGUAAAUAUUUAUAGUUUAAAUACCUACGUCGUGAAACUUAAGUGGAAGUUUAUUUAUUUAGUACGACGUCCUAGUCCCAGUCCUUUGCUUAGCCCUGACGUCCUAGCUGACGUCGACGUCGUACAUCUUAAGCUAUCUAAUAAGUGCCCAUUAUGAGAAAACAUGGGAUUGAUAGGGAUGCCACGAAGGUCCUUCAUUCGAAGCGUUCUCCUUGUCUUUUUUAGUAGUUUGUACCCCUAUUAACGCGAAGCAAAGCAAUCUGAAAAUUUUCUUCAUCGCAAUGAUUUCCAUGAGCAAAAAAUUAGACACCCGAGUUGAACCUAACAGACGUUCUAAUUGUGUGUUCUAAUUCAACGUUGUUGUAUUUCAGGUGUUCCAAGUAUUGAUCUCCAAUACGGGAAAGUCCCCUAUGGAUUACCCCAAGCCUAUCAUACAGUGUACGAUACUUAUCACUUGAUAUCCAUGUUUGACCCUCAGUUUCUGUUUCAUCUCGCUCAGACGAAGCUCGCUGCAAGACUCCUGUAUGAACUGUCCAACUUGCAACUCAUUCCCUUCAAUAUUAAUUCAUUUACAAGCUCAUUGCGACAAAUUGUAAACAGAACAAAGCUUGUCUAUGCGAAGGAGCUUAAAGAACACGGAAUUUCUUUAAGUGAACUAUAUAAAGAAGUUAACAAGCUCGCCAAAGCUGGACGAAAAUUUGAAGAGAUUAAAAAUCAAACUAACCCUAAAACACACCCGGAACAAAUUCGGAUCCUAAACAGACGUAUGAGUGCAUUCAAUAAACUGUUCAUCUCCCCAGAGCCAAUACCAGAUAGGUCUGAUAUGCGCAAUCUCGUUCAUGGCAUUUCUCAGAAUUACCGAUACCCGAAUAUUACUUUGGCUGGAAUAUCUGAUGCGCUGUUAGUGGCGAACACUUCUGGAAGAUGGGAAAUAGUGAAACGGCAAGUAUCACUCACACAUCACGCCAUCACGCAGGCAAGACGAUCUUUGGAAAUACCGUGA
Messenger RNA from Paramuricea clavata, 8028 nucleotides. Lineage: Eukaryota; Metazoa; Cnidaria; Anthozoa; Malacalcyonacea; Plexauridae. The record is from the annotation of a GenBank genome assembly.